Messenger RNA from Fusarium poae, 1266 nucleotides. RefSeq lists its product as uncharacterized. The record is from RefSeq and is a predicted model, not a curated record. Lineage: Eukaryota; Fungi; Ascomycota; Sordariomycetes; Hypocreales; Nectriaceae. Gene Ontology annotation, cellular component: Golgi apparatus; membrane. Gene Ontology annotation, biological process: cell wall mannoprotein biosynthetic process; protein O-linked glycosylation; protein N-linked glycosylation. The transcript has 4 exons. Bases 1 to 1266 code for a protein of 421 amino acids. Gene Ontology annotation, molecular function: alpha-1,2-mannosyltransferase activity.
AUGGCAAAGACCCCUGGUUCCACUCUCUGGUGGGCAGGGACGGUUGCUCUCUUUUACUUCGCUCUCAUCGUCGUUGGAUCUGCGUCGUCUCUGUCUGCUGAUGAUAUUCCUGUCAAGGCAGCCUUGGUGGCUUUGGUUAAGGAUAACGACAUCAACGCUACCCUUUUCAGCAUCAAGGAAUUUGAUGACAAGUUCAACAACCGCUUCCUCCACGAUUGGGUCUUCUUCAGUGUCCAGGAUCUCUCAGAGGCAUUCAAGGAUUCGGUUACCAAUGCUACCAACGCCACUUGUAUUUUCGAGGUCAUUCCCGAAGAGAACUGGAACGACCCGGGAUGGGUUGACUUGUUCCAGCAUUCCGUCUCUACGAACACCAACCUGGGCAAAGGCUCUGCAGCUCUCAAUACUAUCGCCAAUAUCCACCAAAUGAACCGAUGGAUCUCAGCUCCUUUUGCCAAAGAGCGAUGUCUCAAAGACUAUGAAUGGUUUUUGAAAGUCGAUCCAGGUGCUCAGCUAGCCCAAAACAUCCAUUUUGAUGUCUUUCGUUUCAUGCGAGACAAUGGCAUCGCCUACGGGUCUAGCCGAGCUGCUUUUGGUCAGGCCAACCUGUCUCCUCUAUCUCCCCAAAUCAAAUCAUUCUUUCAAAAGCAUCCGGAGCUGCUCCAUAAGGAAGCCGAUGUCGCAUGGCUUGUUGAGAACGUUGCAAACCUACUCACGCAGUCCGACCCAUUGGAUGACGGUUUUGAAGACUUGGUAGACGAGGGCAGCGACAAGCUGAGGUCGCGGAACGAGGCGUCCCAUGUUCCUAGAGCCCAGGAUGAAGGCGAGAGAUCAUCUUGGCUCAGCGAGUGCUUUGCAUCUUGGCUAGCUGACAUUCAUGGAAACAGUCUCUCCCCCUCAUUCGAGAUUGGAUCACUCGCUUUCUUCCGCAGCCUUAACCAGGUUGCAUUCUUUGAUCAUCUCGACAAUGCAGGCGACGCCCCACUGCACAGCCUGAGUGCCAGCAUGUCUCUGUCUCAAGAGAGUGUCUGGCACUUCCGCACUAAGGAAACCCAGCUCAGCUCUCAACACGACGGCGACACUCAAACUGAGCGCCGAAACAGUGAGAAGUGCAUGAAUAACUUUGACAACUCUAACUUGAACGGCAGUGCAAAUUCGAAGGGGGAUGCCUGCGAGGCUAUGGCGGCGCUGCUCGAGGCCUGGGACUUAAUGGCCCAGGAUGUAGUUGGGUUCACCGCCGCGCACGUCGAGGCAGUACAGCACAGGUAG